Messenger RNA from Maylandia zebra (zebra mbuna), 2546 nucleotides. Lineage: Eukaryota; Metazoa; Chordata; Actinopteri; Cichliformes; Cichlidae. The record is from RefSeq and is a predicted model, not a curated record.
CAUCACGACAAGCUUCUACUUUGCGGCAUUCUGUGAACUACAGUUGCGCAGUCGCAGUUUGCUGACCUUCCAUGGUUCUGCAAGCAUGGCUGUCCGGGCACUUACGAGAGGCCUUUUAGGGUUCCGAUACUCACGGGCUGCCACCGUAGCAUCCCCCUGUGGUGGACAUCACUAUGUGACAGCACCGUCUGCGAAGCCACCUCAACCCCAGGCUGGCGAUGUUACAGAAAAAAUAUUAAACCAGCCCCUCGAGAAAGCAGACUUUUUUCGUGUGGCUGAGCUUUUCUCCUUGAAAGACUUAUUCGACGCCAGAGUGCAUCUUGGUCACAAAAAAGGUUGCAGGCACAGGCUCAUGGAGCCGUAUCUCUACGGCUGUCGUUUGGAUCAUGACAUUAUCAAUCUGGACCAGACUAUGGAGCACCUUCAGCUAGCCCUCAACUUCACCGCCCACAUAGCGUAUCGCGGUGGCAUCAUCCUGUUUGUCAGCAGGCAGCGUCAGUUUGGCCAUCUGGUAGAGACCACGGCCAAAGAUUGUGGAGAGUAUGCGCACACGCGGUACUGGCAGGGCGGCCUCCUCACCAACGCCAACAUCCAGUACGGCCCAGGAGUCCGCCUACCGGAUCUCAUCAUAUUCCUUUCAACUCUCAACAACGUCUUUCAGCAGCACGUGGGCAUCAGAGACGCAGCCAAGAUGAACAUUCCCACAGUGGGUGUGGUGGACUCAAACUGCAACCCCAGCCUGGUGACGUACCCCGUGCCCGGGAACGACGACACUCCAGCUGCCGUCGAGCUCUAUUGUCGUUUGUUUAAGAUGACCAUCAACCGUGCCAAAGACAGAAGGAAACAGAUGGAGCUCAUUCAUGGUCUGUCAGCGCCCACCUCGCAGAUCUCAUGAUAUUAAUACUUAAAUUUAAACAAAAAAACAAGAGACGUUGAAAAGCCUACAUUCUUUAAUCUGAAGCUCAUCAACUGUGUAGUGUAUCCUGUUUUAUGUUGAUACACUACAAAUUUGAAAUAAAUUUUGGCUUCCUCCUUCCAUUACACAUCUGCACUUGGAAAACAUCUGGUUUAACAGUCAGUAAAAUAUGGCUCAAAGUUAACAUUGGUGCAAAUUUAUGUGAAUAUCACAGCUGUAAAUCGCUGAAAUAACAAAGUGGUGAUCCAUUGUUGAAAUCCUGGCGUGGGAGAGUGAUGAUCAUUUGCAGUUGCAGACUGAAAGAAAAGUAUCUGAGUCAUUUUCACAACUGUAUUUGCUCUCUUGCGGUCUAUGUAAGUGUUUAGGCCAUGAAAUGUGUUUCUGUAAACAAAAAUACCUCUGCAGAAAGUCAGCCAAGUGAUGCAGAACAUAAGCAACCUAUGAACUACACAUGAACAUUAAUUAAAAGCAGUUUCUGAAAGUGUACACUGAAGUAAUGCCUGUUCAUCUAGUUAGGAAUGAAACAAGCAGGAUUAAUACAUAUAUACAUACACUGGAGGGAUGCAGCAUCAUUUAAAGAAGAGUAUACAUGGAUAUUGAAUGAACUAAUCUGAAGCCUUGAGUCUUUAAUGUGUAGCUCAUCAGCUGUAUAGUGUAUCCUAUUUCAUGUGACGUUUGCGGCAGUUGGUUAAGUUUAGUUUCUCCCAGCUUCCGUAGUUGUAUCCUGUAGCGACCUUCUAUGGCCACGAGGUGGAUAAGUAGCUGUCACGUCAAAACGUUCUUCCAGUCAACUUUUUGAAGGCGAGGCAAAUGUUCACAUGAAUCUUACUAAGAGGAACGAAAACGUUAAGGCCACAGACAGAGGGGGCUGGUCAGGAUGUACCGUCCAGCUCUUGGAAAACAGAUUUUAAUGAAGCAACGAAAAACUUCCAUUGAUAAAUAUGAGGAGAGAAGAGGUGCCAUUGCUUUACCUUCAUGCAGAUGAAGGCGGUUGAGCUGAAGUGAAGGCCGUUCACAGGAUGGUAACAGAUGUCAAGGUUUGCACUUUAAUGGUUCAGACACGCUUGUGGAGCAGCAGCGGCUUGGCUUCAGGAAGGUGACUACCCAGUGUGCCUCAGGGUUGGAGACGAUGUUAUUUCCAGGAGCUCUAACGAUUCCUCACCACCUGACUCCUCCAUUCAGCUUGCUCUCUCUUCAUUUCUUGAUUUCCUGUUCGAGCAUUUCAUCCGCCUUACUUCCAUUAGUUUGUUUUUCUUUUGCUUAACUGUUGAAGACAUUGUUUUUUCAGUUGUAUUUUUCAUUUUGAUUACGUGCAUAUGAAGCGUAAUGUCCUCGUUGCGCGUAAUCACAUAUGAAAGAUUACUUUGGCAAUUGCAUUUGUGGUGAGUGCUAUAUCAGCUUUUCCCACAAUCAAAUCACUCUGAUGAUCAUAUGAUAAAGGCAAGUGUUUGUGUGUGUCGAUCCAUUCCCUAGGAAAUGAUGAUUUCCUUUCCUGUUUGCUCACAUUUACAAACGGAAAAUAUGUAAUGGGAGCUUUUACUUGACUACUUAGCUGGUGUAGAAUUUGACAUGCAUGAAACAGAAAAUGUAAUAAAAUAAAUUGACAUGAAAUAAAAUUAUUUUCCUGAAA